AUGAAUGAGAUGAAAGCCAAUGGCGGCAACGUGAAAGAGGCACGUUUGAUAGACGCUGAUAAAAACCAAGUAACCCCCUUCCCCCUCCACACCCUCGACCACCAAACCCUUUACGCCUGGCACAUCCUCCCCCUGGGCCUCUACGCCCGCCACGAAUCCGCCCUAGCCGCACAAGACCGCUCCGGUGCAACCGGUGCAACCGGCGGCUUUGUGUCAGACAUCACCACCACCCUCAACUUCGCCCUCCUGCGCGACGACCCCGAAGCCCGGCUGGUGCUCUACUUCCACGGCAACGCAGGCCACAUAACGCAAUCCAUCCGCCCGCGCUCCUUCCACGCUCUCACCUCCGUCUCAUCCAAGAUCCACGUGCUGGCGAUUGACUACCGCGGCUUCGGCCUCAGCACGGGCUCGCCGACGGAGGAAGGACUGAUUCUCGAUGCCAGAGCGGCGGUCGAUUGGGCUACCAAGGUUGCCCGCGUCCCCGCGGAAAGGAUCGUUUUGUUGGGGCACAGCUUGGGGACGGCGGUGGCGGCUGCUGCUGCCGAGUAUUACUGUUGUCCUAGAAGUACGCCUGACGCUGGGGCUGGGUGUAGGUCUUCCGACGAUGAAACUGGAGACGACGAAACGAGGGAGACUCGGGAGGGAAGGGGAAGGAGAGAAUAUAAACCGAUGGAGUUUGCCGGCGUCAUCCUCGUAGCCGGCUUCUCCUCUCUCCCCACCAUGCUAUCCGGCUACGCCAUAGCCGGCUGGAUCCCCGUCCUCCGCCCGCUUUCGUUUUGGCCGUGGUUACUCGGGAAAGUCAUGGCCCGCAUCGUCGACAAAUGGCCCAGCGCCGAGCGGCUUACCCGCCUGACAAAGUCCGCGAAGACGGACGGCCGGAGGCUGAAUCUGACGCUGAUUCACGCCAGGAAUGACUGGGACAUUCCGUUUCAUGAGGAUGAUAAGCUUUUCAAGGGGGCGGUGAGGGGACUGGUGGAGGCGGAGCUGGGGAUUGGGAUGGUGUAUGGGGAUGGAAGGGAUGAGCAGGAAUAUGAGGAGCGCGAGAGGGUCAGGGAGGAGGAGGAGAGGGAGGUGGAAAGGUGUGUGGAGAAUCUGUUGGAGAAGGAAAAGGGGAAGAGGACGGUGGAGAGGUGGAUGGGAGAUGGUAGGAAGGAGAGGGACAGGGCGGCUGUGACGACGUGGGGGGAUGAGGGGGUGGUGAUUAGGCAGGAGUUGUGGCCUUAUGGUGGACAUAAUAAUCUCAUGUUUUAUGCGCCGGUGCCGAUGGCUGUUAUGAGGGCGUUCGGGCUUGUUGAGCAGCCUGAGAGCACCCGGGAUAAUGGGACGACGGUACGUCGGACGGAAAGUACUAUGAAUAUUUAA
This is a messenger RNA of Neurospora tetraspora, 1362 nucleotides long. RefSeq names its product Alpha/Beta hydrolase protein. Gene Ontology annotation, molecular function: phosphatidylcholine lysophospholipase A1 activity; monoacylglycerol lipase activity. Lineage: Eukaryota; Fungi; Ascomycota; Sordariomycetes; Sordariales; Sordariaceae. The record is from RefSeq and is a predicted model, not a curated record. Gene Ontology annotation, biological process: monoacylglycerol catabolic process; phosphatidylserine catabolic process. Gene Ontology annotation, cellular component: endoplasmic reticulum membrane. The transcript is spliced from 4 exons. Bases 1 to 1362 code for a protein of 453 amino acids.